Centruroides sculpturatus (bark scorpion) is the source of this 1021-nucleotide messenger RNA. Its product is annotated as E3 ubiquitin-protein ligase CBL-B-B-like. The record is from RefSeq and is a predicted model, not a curated record. Gene Ontology annotation, molecular function: phosphotyrosine residue binding; receptor tyrosine kinase binding; ubiquitin protein ligase activity. Lineage: Eukaryota; Metazoa; Arthropoda; Arachnida; Scorpiones; Buthidae. Gene Ontology annotation, biological process: negative regulation of epidermal growth factor-activated receptor activity; cell surface receptor signaling pathway. Gene Ontology annotation, cellular component: membrane raft; plasma membrane. The transcript has a single exon. The coding region runs from base 248 to 799 and encodes 183 amino acids.
GACAAUGAAGCAUGCCCGCCUCUCAACGGCCUGUUUAGUAACUAAGGCUUUAUGUCGAUUGCAGUGGUGGUGUCGUCUGCGGUGACAAGAGGAGUGAAGCCAAAUUACGUGGAUUAUAUUUGAAAGUAUAUUACAAUCGUCGAUUCUUAUGGUCGUUUUCGUUAGAUAGUUUUUUAUUAGAUAGCGGAGAAGGAAAAAAAGCAAUGGAGCAGUAUUAAAUUGAAAAUGAAUCGUUCGGCGAAUCAAGAUGGCGGUGAGUAACAAGACGAAGAACUUGCAAGCGAUGAACAUCAGUUCGCUUUUCAGUCGUCUUCAGGGUGCAUUUUCGGAAGCCAUGGCACCGCCCAAAUUUGUUAUCGACCGUAGAACGAUUGAAAAAACUUGGAAAUUAAUGGACAAAGUGGUAAAGUUGUGUCAACAUUCAAAAAUGAACCUAAAAAAUAGUCCUCCCUUCAUAUUAGAUAUACUACCCGAUACUUAUCAACAUCUUAGACUGAUUUAUGUGAAACAUGAAGAUAAAAUGCACUUUUUAAAUGAAAAUGAAUACUUUAGGAUCUUUAUAGAAAAUCUAAAUCGCAAAUGUAAGCAGGCAAUCAAACUAUUCAAGGAAGGCAAAGAGAAAAUGUUCGAUGAAACCUCACAUUAUCGAAGAAAUCUAACUAAACUUAGUUUAGUUUUCAGCCACAUGCUUUCUGAACUUAAGGCGGUUUAUCCAAAUGGAAACUACGCGGGUGAUACUUUUCGCAUCACCAAGAGCGAUGCUGCCGAAUUCUGGAAAAAUUCUUUUGGUGACAGGUAAGUCAAAAGUAGUCAAAAGAUUCUCUUUUUUCAAAAAGAGAAUGCUUUUGUGGUCUUUAAAUGAUCCAAAAAUUUAUAUAUAUAAAGGUGUGUUAUAAGUUAUCUUGUCCUUGUUAUCAUUAUUCAAGUGUCAAUUAUUUUAAACGGUGUUUCCAUAAAAAUUAUAAUCAUAAUUUUUUCCAUAAUUGAAAACAAAAGAGACAAAAUUCACAAAUUCGGAAUC